Messenger RNA from Kluyveromyces lactis, 3534 nucleotides. RefSeq names its product sphingolipid transporter (gene NCR1). NCBI's taxonomy places the organism in Eukaryota, Fungi, Ascomycota, Saccharomycetes, Saccharomycetales, Saccharomycetaceae. The transcript has a single exon. Gene Ontology annotation, cellular component: membrane. The record is from RefSeq and is a predicted model, not a curated record. The coding region runs from base 1 to 3534 and encodes 1177 amino acids.
AUGUGGUACCAAUGGAUUUAUGUGGCAGUCGCACUGUUAAUACAUACAUGCUAUGCACAGGAAUCGUGCGCGAUGUAUGGGAAUUGUGGUAAGAAGGGCGUCUUUGGUGCGUCUUUACCAUGUCCCGUGGAUGCAGACUUUGAACCUCCAGUAAUUGAUCAAGGCGAUGUACAGUUUCUUGUGGAUAUAUGUGGGGAGGAAUGGCGAGACAAUGAAAGGUUAUGUUGUACCAGAGAACAAAUGGAAGCUUUGAAAGAAAACUUGAAUAAAGCAGAAAGCAUAAUCGCUUCCUGUCCAGCUUGUAAGAAGAAUUUCAACACAAUUUUCUGUCACUUCACUUGUUCUCCUAACCAAAGGCAGUUUAUUGAUAUAAUUAGUACAGAUGAAUCGAGUGAUGGUAGAGAAAUUGUUUCUGAGUUGAAUUUCUUUUUGAACUCUUCAUGGGCAUCAUCAUUUUAUGAUUCUUGUAAGAACGUAAAAUUUUCAGCUACGAAUGGUUAUGCUAUGGAUUUGAUAGGAGGUGGUGCGUCAGAUUAUUCUGAAUUUAUGAAAUUUUUAGGAGACAAAAAGCCUGCGUUAGGGGGUUCUCCAUUUCAAAUAAACUAUGAAUAUGAGACAAGUUCAGAUGAGUACUCAUUGUUUGACGAAAACGUUUUCGCCUGUAGCGAUCCAAAGUACAAGUGUGCAUGUGCUGAUUGCUCAAACUCAUGUCCAACUCUUGCUCCAAUCAAAAAAGGGCGUUGCAUGGUAGCUGGUAUACCAUGCACUUCCUUUGCCCUUUUGGUUUUGUAUGCGUUAGCUUUCCUUGCGAUUGGAGGUUGGCAUAUUAUCAUUUUCAGACGUCGAAAGAUUAAGUCCACUAACAUUGUGGAGGGUAGUGAACCUUUGCUGGAUAAUGGUAACGCUGCCAAUUCAGAUAUUGAUGAUGGCCUAUUCGUAGAAUAUGCCACCGAAAGAAACGCUAUGAAUGAUAAAAUCUCGGACGUUCUUUCGAACACUGUGGCCGCCUGCAUCAAAAAUCCUAUUACCGUGUUAUCUUACUCGGCUAUUUUUAUUACAAUUCUUUUGAUAGCCUUAAUAGUAUUUGGUGAUUUGGAAACGGAUCCUGUGAAUCUUUGGGUCAAUCCAAGCUCCCCGAAAUUCAAAGAAAAAACACACUUUGAUGCUAAUUUCGGUCCGUUCUAUAGGACCGAACAGGUUUUCAUCGUCAAUGAUACCGGUCCUGUUUUGAGCUAUGAGAACCUAAAAUGGUGGUUUGAAACUGAAAACCUAAUCACGGAAAACCUCUUGUCCACUGAAAAUAUCAGCUAUCAAGAUUUAUGCUUCAGACCGACAGAAGACUCAACCUGCGUUAUCGAAUCUGUCACCCAAUACUUCCAAGGUAUCUUGCCUGAUGAAUCCUCUUGGAAGCAACAACUAGAAUCAUGUACAGAUUCCCCCGUGAAUUGUUUGCCUUCAUUCCAGCAACCUUUGAAAACGAAUGUUCUUUUCAGCGAUGAGAAUGUAUUCGAAUCGAACGCUUUUGUCGUUACAUUGUUAUUGUCCAAUCAUACAGAAUCGGCAAAAUUAUGGGAAGAAAAGUUAGAACAGUAUCUUCUAUCAUUGUCUAUUCCUGAUGGGCUACGAAUCAGCUUCAAUACCGAAAUGUCAUUAGAAAAGGAGUUGAAUAGUAGUAGUGACAUUAUUGUUGUUUCUGCAUCGUAUUUGAUCAUGUUCUUCUAUGCUUCUUGGGCUUUAAAAAGACGAACCGGCGGUUCUCGGUAUCUGUUAGGCUGCGCAGGAGUUCUUAUCGUUUUUUCUUCGGUGAUUGCGUCCUCGGGACUUUUAAGUAUUUUUGGAAUCAAAUCUACUUUGAUUCUAGCAGAGGUUAUUCCAUUCUUAAUAUUAGCGAUUGGUAUCGACAAUAUCUUUCUAAUUACUCAUGAAUUUGACAGAGUGAACUCGCACUAUUCUUCCAGUACAAUCCAAGAAAAAAUUGUUCUUUCGAUCGGCAAAAUAUCACCGUCGAUCUUGUUUUCUUUUCUAUGUCAAGGUGGAUGCUUUUUAUUAGCUACAAUGGUAGAAAUGCCAGCUGUGCGUAAUUUUGCAAUCUGUGCUGCGGUCGCUCUUUGCUUUAACGUCGUUUUACAGUUGACAAGUUACGUUUGCAUCCUACACUUCUACGAAAAAUAUUAUGAUGCAGCCAACGUUGAAGAACUUACGGACGAUAAUGAAGAAGAAGGGGUACUUAAUAGGACAUUCUUAUCUUUGCUCGAUAAGAAAAGGAAGGUUCUCGGAGUUUUUUUCUCUUGGUUUAUCAUAUCUUUAGUAUUUCUGCCUUCUAUCAAGUUUGGAUUGGACCAAACUAUGGCAGUUCCGCAAAAUUCGUACUUGGUCAAUUACUUCCAAGAUGUCUAUGAAUACUUGAAUGUUGGACCCCCUGUAUAUUUUGUUGUGAAGAAUCUCGAUCUAAGAAUUAAAUCUGCACAAAAGAAGAUAUGUGGUAAAUUUACUGAAUGUGAUGAUUAUUCCCUAGGUAAUGUUUUAGAACUAGAAAGGCUAAGAUCUUCUAUUGUUGAACCUUUAGCUAAUUGGUACGACGACUAUAUGAUGUUCUUAAAUCCAGAACUUGACCAAUGUUGCCGUUUGAAGAAAGGAAGUGAAGAAAUCUGUCCACCUCACUUUCCUCCUCGUAGGUGUGAAACCUGCUAUAAGGAUGGAGAAUGGGAUUACGAUAUGAGUGGAUUCCCAGAAGGGGAUGAGUUCAUGAAGUACUUCGACAUAUGGAUAAAUGCUCCGAGUGAUCCUUGUCCUUUGGGAGGCAAAUCGCCAUAUUCCUCAGCAAUUGUCUAUAAUGAUUCAAAUAUCAUUACUUCAACCUUCAGAACUGGACAUAGUCCGUUAAGAUCACAAGAGGAUUACAUCAAUGCAUACAAAGAUGCUCAAAGAAUUGUUGAUGAACUAAAUGAUUUGGAUGUGUAUGCUUACUCACCUUUCUACAUCUUCUUUGUACAAUAUUCAACAAUCGUCUCGUUAACAGCAAAGUUGAUAACGGCUUCAAUUUUGUUGAUAUUCUUUGUUUCCUGGUUACUACUUGGGUCUGCGAUGACUUCUCUCAUUCUUUCUGGAAUAGUCACCAUGAUCAUUGUAGACAUUUUAGCUAUGAUGUACUUUUUCGGAAUCAGGUUGAAUGCGGUGUCGUUGGUUAAUCUUUUAAUUUGUGUAGGCUUAGCAGUUGAAUUCUGCAUUCAUAUUACUCGAGCUUUUACUAUCGUUCCAGUAGGAGUUAAAAAGGACAGAAACUCUCGUGUUAUUUAUGCAAUGACAACUAUUGGGGGUUCUGUUUUGAAGGGUAUUACCAUGACAAAAAUCAUUGGUAUCUCUGUUUUAGCUCUAACCCAAUCAAAAAUUUUUCAAGUGUUUUAUUUCAGAAUGUGGGCAUCGUUAAUCUUUGUAGCAUCGCUCCACGCUCUCAUCUUUUUACCGGUUUUACUAUCCAUGAUUGGUGGAAAGUGUUUUAUCGAAAGCAAAUCCAAUAUUGCAAUAGCAGAGUAA